Molecule: messenger RNA, 1039 nt
Organism: Teleopsis dalmanni
Lineage: Eukaryota; Metazoa; Arthropoda; Insecta; Diptera; Diopsidae
Exons: 4
Coding region: 148-732 (194 amino acids)
Biological process (GO): biological process involved in interspecies interaction between organisms
Cellular component (GO): external side of plasma membrane
Molecular function (GO): carbohydrate binding
Source: RefSeq, a predicted model, not a curated record
AGUUUGUAACUUGCCACGAUCGAGAAAUAAAGUGUUUCCGCUUAAACAAAAAUUUCAAUUCUUUUUAACAAGAACUGAUUUUUACUAAAGAAAAAUAAUUGAAAUAUUUUUAAACUUAAAACGGAUUUAUUUUUAAAUAUAUACAAAAUGCCGAAAAUAUUUUUAAUUUGCUUGCUUAGUGUCCUUUUGUGCGCAUCAGGUCAACGCAUUACUACAAUUCAUCUCGAUGGGGUACAAUAUUUUAUCAGCCGUAUGAACCCUUACUCUCCGGAAUUGAAUUAUUUCCUUGCUUAUCAGUAUUGUCGUUCAUUGGGUCUACAAUUAGCUUCAUUUGAGACUAAAGAAAAGGCUGAAUCAAUGACAACAUAUCUCAAGAAUGCUGGGUAUGGUAAUUAUGAUUUUUGGACAUCUGGUAAUCGUUUAGGAACGGGUAUGUUCCUCUGGAUGAGUACUGGCCUACCAUUUAAUGCCACAUUUGAUUUCUUCGAAAAUUCUGCUGAUGCUAUUCAAGCUGGACUUUUAGAUCCCACAGAUCAUAACAGUAAUACAUCACCUCAAAGAACAGCACGAGAUAGUAGUAGUGGAGCUGAAAAGGGCUGCGUAAUUUUAAAACAACCUUCACUAAAGUGGAUGCCAGAGGACUGUUCUACUGUUAAGGACUUCAUAUGUGAGCAGACUCGAUGCUAUUAUUACAACUAUGGUAGCAUUCCUGUUUCAUCAGCGCAGGGGUAAGGAGCACAGUAAUGAAUCCUGCUUUGACUAAACAGACUUAAAUACACCCUAAUUAAAAAUAAGCAGAUAAAAGAAAUGAAUUACAUUAAAAUAUAAAUAAAGAGUAAAAUUAUAUAUAUAAAAAUUUGAAAUAAAAUAAAUAUUAAGAAAUAUAAAAAUAUUUAAUUAAUUCUAAACUCAGUGCGAUCUGCAUUGCAGAGCAAUAUGAAAUAUAAAUAUUAGCCGUCCAAUAACUUCAACAACUCCUCGCCCAAUUGCACCAAUAUUGACCAGUCAAUCCUCAACCACGCCACUGCCUGCAUUAAUU